Messenger RNA from Plasmodium relictum, 1302 nucleotides. Its product is annotated as conserved Plasmodium protein, unknown function. The record is from RefSeq and is a predicted model, not a curated record. The transcript has 2 exons. Lineage: Eukaryota; Apicomplexa; Aconoidasida; Haemosporida; Plasmodiidae. Bases 1 to 1302 code for a protein of 433 amino acids.
AUGAACGAUUCAGAAAUUUUAGUAGAAAAAAAAAAAAAUAGUAAUAAAAAUUUUGGAAGUAGCUAUGAAAUAUGUGAUGAUGAUAAAAUUCAGGAGUUUUACAAAACAGAAUUUAUUGAUAGUUCAAAUGAAGAAUUUCUUCCUAAUCAAAGUUUCUUAAAAAAUAAAGAAUACUCCAAAUAUCUUAAAAAAAAAAAAGAAAAUUAUGAAAAUAAACUAAAAAUGGAGAAAGAGUUAUUAUUUCAAAAUGAAAUGUUAAAAAAUAUACUAAAUACUUCUCAAAAAAUGAAAGAAAUGCAAAAACAAUUGUUCAAUGUUGAUGUACAUAAUUUUGUCCCUACAUUACCACCAGAGUCAAGAAACUCUUACUCAAUACAAAGGGAGUAUCCGCUAAUAUAUAACAAAGAGAAGGGAUGUCAUGAAUCUAAUAAUUACAAUAGUAGUAAAAAUAUAAAUCAUAAUAAUUACGAAUGUGAAAUUAAUAUGGCUACAAAUGAAGAUAUCCCAAAUAAUUAUUUAGCUGAAAAUAAGGAAAAAUAUUCUAAAUCAAAUUUAAUUUCCCAUCCACCACGAAUUGGAGAAAUUAAAGUCAAUAUAGAUGAUAUAAAAAAGGGAUUAUUAACAUAUUAUUCACAUAUUUAUUCUCUAGAUCAAUAUGAUAUAGAAGAUAGAAUAAACAUUCUAAGAUAUGGCGAAAAAAAUAUUUCAGAUUCUAUUAAUAUAAAAUAUUCUUAUUUAAAUAAAGGUAUAUCCAACAAUCCACCAUUCAUUUAUUAUAACUCUGAAUUAAAUAAUCCUUACUCAUUUUCUUAUCAAAAUAUGCCCCCUGAAUAUUAUUAUAGCUAUCAGUCUAAUGAAAAUAAAAAAUAUUUAAAAGAUAAUAUGGUAAAGUAUGAAAAAAAUUAUUAUUUAGAAAAAACAGACCAUGAAAAAAGAAAUGUUUCUGAAAACAAUUUUGAUCAUCAAGGACAAUUUUCAGAAUUGUUAAAUAGUUUAAAAAAUAAAUGUGAAGAUGCAAAAUUUCGAAUUCAACAUUUAUCAUCAAAAUUUAAUGAAAAAUAUGAAAAUCCUGAUAACCGAUUUUGGGUACAUAAUCUUGUCCCACCGCAUUUAAGGAAACCAGUGUUAAAUGAUGAAGAUGAUAUAAGAAAACAUUUAGUUACAGUAUAUGCACAAUUGUUUAAUGAAGCAAUGUUAAACAAAAAAAAAAUAAAAGCUCUUGAAAAAAAAUUACAUAUAUUAAAAUUAAAAUCUAAUAUUUACAAAAAUCAAUAUAAAAUCGAAACAAGAAACGCCUUAUAA